Messenger RNA from Penaeus vannamei (Pacific white shrimp), 1106 nucleotides. Lineage: Eukaryota; Metazoa; Arthropoda; Malacostraca; Decapoda; Penaeidae. The record is from RefSeq and is a predicted model, not a curated record.
AUGCUGGACAGGAAUGGAAUCCUGAGCACAAAAAUAGUACCCUCUCUAGAGCCACCGCUCUUCCAAUCAUGGGUCAUGGAUGAUUCUCCACUUGGACCUUCUGCGCCAGAUGAACUCUCGCAGGGCACCUUCGCACGCCUGGUAGCGGACCACUCGGGCACGGCGGGCGGCCUUCACAGGUCCCCAGGUCAGGGGAGAUCACCUGUCAACACCAGGUCCCCAGGACAAAUGAGAUCCCCAGGUCAGGGAGUUUCUCCUAGUCUCAACCGGUCUCCGGCCUCACCUAGUGGGUUGGCUGGGAUGCGUAGCAAAGCAACUCUUUAUACUCAACAAAAAUCACAGCAGGCAAGUGUAAGGUCCCCCAUCACGAGUGGAGGCUGCACGACGCCGAGCGGGCGCUCCCCGGUCGCCGAAGGCCACUCGCUCACGCCUUCCCCGUUGGCCAACAUCGUGCCCAAGCUCCCGGUCGUCGUCAGCGGCAGCUCGCCCACGGGAGGCAGCUGCAGCACCAGCAGCAGUCUUGCUUCCCAGUCCUCCGUCACUAUGCGCAUAACGACCGCGCCCGGAGUGGUUCCCCCGCUGACCUGUGAUAUCUGCAAUAAAACGUUUACUUCACGAUCGAAUUUGAACAAACAUAAGCGCGUACAGCAUUCGGGCGAGGAGUAUGUGUGUCCCAUAUGCCGACGCACCUUCAGGAACAGAUACUACAUCAAAGAGCACGUGUUGCUGUGUUCGACGGCCACUCAAAAGAAGGCGGCUGCGGCUGCUGCUUCGGUGGUCAUCGGGGUCCCAGUGUCAGGAGCUGCCGUGGGGAUGGGCCUGGAUGAGGACGACCCCCUGGAAGCCAAGGUCGAGGAAGAGGAAUUCGACGGCCUGGACGACGACCAGCCCACCGACCUUGUGCUGCGUCGCCCCGCCUCCCCGACGUAGGGCCUUGAUAGGGGUCGGCAACUAUCAUGGAAAGGACUGCCUUUUCGUGGACUGUGAGAUGAGAUACAUCAUGAGUGAGGGCGACACACAGUACUUUUUUUCUUUAUUUUACAGAGGAAGUUGAUAGUAUAAAGAAGACACAAAUCUUGUGUACAAAAAACUUGAAAGUUUAAGUU